Messenger RNA from Saccostrea cuccullata (small rock oyster), 1634 nucleotides. RefSeq lists its product as uncharacterized. The transcript is spliced from 2 exons. The coding region runs from base 267 to 1385 and encodes 372 amino acids. Gene Ontology annotation, molecular function: DNA binding. Gene Ontology annotation, biological process: DNA integration; DNA recombination. The record is from RefSeq and is a predicted model, not a curated record. NCBI's taxonomy places the organism in Eukaryota, Metazoa, Mollusca, Bivalvia, Ostreida, Ostreidae.
AUAUCGGGAUUUAACAAGAUUGACAAGCGCGGAAAUCAUAACCGCAAACAGCAUGGACACAUGCAGAAAUCAUCCAAUUAUGGAAUCUACAAGGCCAGUAAUUUUUUAGGCCAACGCUGGGGAUCAAACUACAAAAAGAGAACUGCUCCAGCAAACAAACAGAGGAAGCAAUAGCUCCUACAGAACAUGCAGAUAGAAAUUGUGAUAGGGACUGUUCUUCAAAAGAUAAUGACCGACAGAGCGGAGGCGAUAUUAAUUGCGCCAAUAUGGCCGACCCAGCAUUGGUUCCCGCGCCUACUGCAAUUAAUAUGCAUGGACAGCUACCUGCUACCUCACAAUCACAAUCUUCUGUUAAUGCCGGGAAAGCCCCAAAAGCGCCACCCGCUGCGGAAAAUGAGACUUGGCGUCUUCCGUGUGUCAGGGAAUCUUUCCAAAGUAGAGGAUUAUCAAAUGAAACUCAGGCCAUUUUGCUAUCUUCCUGGCGAGAAUCAACUCAAAAACAGUAUAGGACGUAUAUCAAAAAAUGGGUGUCAUUUUGUAAUCAAAGAGAAAUUAAUAUUUUUGAAACAACUGUAAAUAAUGUUUUAUCCUUUUUAACAGAUUUGUUUAAUUCAGGAAUUGGUUAUAGUUGUUUAAAUAGCGCUAGAUGCGCAUUAUCUUCAUUCUUGCAAUUAAAUAAUGAAUUGAAUAUAGGCACUCACCCUUUAAUCCGCAGAUUUAUGAAAGGUGUAUUUGUGUUGAGACCCACAUUACCUAGAUAUAAUGUGACCUGGGAUGUGAAUGUUGUGUUGAAAUAUUUGAAAUCUUUAUCUCCAUUGUCUUCUUUGUCAUUGUUACAAUUAUCACAGAAAUUAUUGAUGUUAUUAGCACUAUUGUCAGGCCAACGUGGACAAACACUUCAUCUUAUUGAUGUAAGAAACAUUUACAUUACUGCAGAUUAUGUGAAAGUAACAAUUGGUGAUUUACUUAAAACUUCGAAUCCAAAAAGGCAUCUCGGAGAACUGAAUCUUUCCAGUUAUAGCAUAGACGCGGAUUUAUGUGUUGUCAUUACAAUGAAACAUUAUCUUGAGCGUACGGAACCUUUGCGGGCCUCAGUAACAACUCUGUUUAUUACAUCACAAAGGCCCCAUAAACCCGUGUCUAGAGACACCAUCGGCCGAUGGUUGAAAACUGUGUUGCAGAAUUCUGGUAUCGAUGUCAAGAUGUUCAAGCCUCACAGUACGAGAUCAGCGUCCGCCAGCACAGCAUGCGCGCUUAGAAUUCCAGUGGAUACAAUUAUCCGAACAGUUGGCUGGACAAAAGACUCUGUGUUCAGAAAGUAUUAUAACAAACCUGUUAGUUUAGAUGUAGAGAUGAGCAAAAGGCUCUUAGAUAACUGUAAAUGAAAGUCAUAUACUGUUGUAAAAAUGUUUUGAUCAUUGACUGUAUUCUCGAUAUAAACUAUCAGAAAUAGUAAAUAAUAGUUAGUGUUAUUUUCUGUAUAGUACCAACAAAAUUUGAAUUCUAUCUCUAAAGUCUCAUUUGAGACAGAGGCACCCUAGGGGAGAAGAAAUUAGAAAGUUAAACGAGACUUACCUGGAAGGUGAAGUUUGACUGUAAUUUCUUCGACCCAAUAGGGUGCCGAGGGAUCAAAU